UGCGUCACUUCCGUUGUCAGGUGGCCGUCCGCCGCGGAGCGGAGCGGAGGCCGCGGCCGGGCGUGGGGCUGCGGGAGGCGCCGGCGGCCGCGCCGGCCCCGGGGCCAUGGAGUCCUCGACCUUUCGACCAUCCAGCCUUCUCCAAGGUGAUGACUCCUGUCUCCUGAGACGUUGGAAAACCUAGUUUGGAAGAAGAGUAAAGAUACAGUUGAUGCUGAACUACAGCCAAGGAUGAAGCGGCGAGCAUCAGACAGAGGAGCUGGGGAAACAUCCACUAAGGCAAAAGCUCUUUGUACAGGGAUUUCUGGAAAUAAUGCCAAGAGAGCGGGCCCUUUUAUACUAGGUCCACGUUUAGGUAACUCCCCUGUGCCGAGUAUUGUUCAGUGUUUGGCAAGAAAGGAUGGGACAGAUGACUUUUAUCAGCUAAAGAUUCUCACCUUAGAAGAAAGGGGUGAUAAAGGAAUAGAAACCCAGGAGGAACGACAGGGCAAGAUGCUGCUGCACACAGAGUAUUCUCUCCUUUCCCUGCUCCACAACCAGGAAGGAGUGGUUCAUCAUCACGGGCUCUUUCAGGACCGAGCUUGUGAAAUUAUAGAAGAUCUAGAAGCCAACAGAAUGGUUAGAAAAAUGAAGAAGCGCAUUUGUCUUGUGUUAGACUGUCUCUGUGCUCAUGAUUUCAGUGACAAAACAGCAGAUCUGAUCAAUCUGCAGCAUUAUGUCAUUAAAGAGAAAAGACUCAGUGAGCGGGAGACAGUAGUAAUAUUUUAUGAUGUGGUACGAGUGGUAGAAGCAUUACAUAAGAAAAAUAUUGUGCACAGAGACUUGAAACUAGGAAACAUGGUGCUAAACAAAAGGACUCAUCGAAUAACCAUAACAAACUUCUGUCUUGGAAAGCACCUCGUGAGUGAAGAUGACCUGCUGAAAGACCAGCGAGGGAGCCCUGCCUACAUCAGCCCAGAUGUGCUUAGUGGACGGCCGUACCGUGGAAAACCCAGUGACAUGUGGGCGUUGGGUGUGGUGCUCUUCACCAUGCUCUAUGGCCAGUUCCCCUUCUAUGACAGCAUACCUCAGGAGCUUUUCCGCAAAAUCAAGGCUGCCGAGUACACCAUCCCUGAGGAUGGACGGGUCUCAGAAAACACUGUGUGCUUGAUCCGAAAACUGCUGGUCUUGGAUCCGCAGCAGCGUCUGACAGCUUCUGAAGUGCUGGAUUCUCUCAGCUCCAUCAUAGCAUCAUGGCAGUCUAUGUCCUCGCUGAGCGGCCCUUUGCAGGUGGUGCCAGACAUCGAUGACCAAGUGGCUAACCCUGAAAACCCCCAAGAGGUGAAGGUGACAGAGGAGUGCUCACAGUACGAGUUUGAGAAUUACAUGAGGCAGCAGCUGCUCUUGGCUGAGGAGAAGAACACCUUGCAUGAGGCCAAGAGCUUCCUACAGAAGCGGCAGUUUGGGAACAUCCCCCCCGUGCGACGCCUGGGCCAUGACGCCCAGCCCAUGAACCCUUUGGACGCAGCUAUCCUGGCCCAGAGGUACCUUCGGAAGUAGCUUCCCACACAUCCGAGAGCACAAGCACCAUCCUGCAGUCUGCCUUUCACGUCGCCUACUACAGCUCAACAGCAAUACCGGUGUCCCGUGAUGGAGAAUAAUGUAGCAAUUCUUCUGAGCUCUGUUCAGGGACACGCACUCACACUCGCUCUGGAGGGAGAAGACUUUUGAAAAAGCUAGUUUUGGAAGCAGCAACCUCUUGGCAUCUUCUGGAAUCUGUUUUUUAAAUCGAAGCCUAGAUGACUAAUCUGCUUUUAAUCAUGACUGUAAUCUACCUCUCUUGUCUUUUUAACCAUGCUGUUCUCUGGAUCGAGCGAAGCCUGUGGGAAAGGAGACUACCAAGGGUGAAGCUGGUUUGCUGGCACAAGAGUUGCGGCUGUGCAGUACAGAGAGUCGGCUGAUUGCAUUCGCUCCAUAUGGUUUGAAUAAGCUUAGAUUUAUCAGGGUUUCUUGAAAGGAAGAAUUUCUUGAAACCUCCCACUUCCCUUCAUCUGCAUCAAAUCCUUUUCUGUCCUUGACGUGCCACCUGGUUUGGCUGUGUUGUCUAACCCUCGGUGGCGCUGCGUGGGCUGCAGUGUGCCAAGGCCAUCGUGAGCAGCACAAACAGCCGCCCGGUUAUCCUGUGUGACUGGCGGCUGCCCGGAGAGCUGGCCGCCGCCUCAGGAGAGAGUCAUCCUUGCAGGCAAUUGCUGCAAAGAUGGGAUCUUGUCCGCAGUUCAAAGGUUUUGCAGGACUUGGCCCAGUGUGGCCUCUGACCUCUUUCCCACCUUUCACUGAUUCUUUUAGUUUCAUAAGGAUAUAUGAUUUAAUCUUAUUUUUCAGUAGCUUAUCUAAGGUGCAGUUAAAAUUGCAUUAAUUCUGAUUUAGCAUUUUCACACUUCAGUUGUGGUACAGAUAUAAUAUAUGAGUUAUAAUGUGAAAAAGCUUCCCAAAAUAAUCUGCCUAGAAUUAGGAAGGGGCUGGCUGAAGUCUCUACUGUAUUUGUUCCCUAGCUUAUCUUGCCAUCCCAGCCUCGCCAUGCAAACCUGGGGCCACCUCUGCUGUCCCCGUGUGGUGCUGAGGCGGGAGAAGGAUGUCCCAGUUUGUCACCUAAUGCCACUGGAAGAGCGUUUGCCUGUGCUGAGAACAGGAACGAUUGUUUCUGAGCCUCACUUUGUGAACUGGAUGCCUGUCUUGCCAGAUGAACUGUUCUCGCACAGAGGUCCCAGGGCUCACAGUGCCCCAGCGAGGGCUCCCGCUCAAGGCAGCAGCUCUCUGGCUGCCUCCUUCCCCUGCUCCGGGCUGCUCCCAGCCCUGUGGCAGCUCCAGCAUCACGCUCUCCUGCCAGCCUCGGGCUGGGCACAAGGAGAUGUGUGAGCAGGGAUGGGAAAAGCUGCUGUGGCCUCGGCUGUGGGGGCUGGCCCGGCUUUUUGGGGCCAGCUCUUCCACCCUGGUGAGUGCGGGCAGGGAGCGAGUAGCAGAUCUAUUUGUAGCGUGUUGUUGCCUUCUCUUGCCCCAGGCUGGGGCAGCAGACUGCGUCUAGCCUGGGCCAACCUACAGGUGUCUUUGUGGAGACAUAGGGAUUGACCUGAAACUCCUUGGCAGCGUCGGGCAUUAUGUCCUGCCUGCGAACUCGCCAAAGCCACUUGGCAGCGGGCAGGCAGGGAAUUGUGAACACUAAUACAGACUAGAACAGUUGCACCAACCCCAGCCAGCUGAGCCAGUAGCCUGAAGUCUUAGCCUUAUUUAUUUUAAAGAUGGUAGAUCUGUCCCGGCACACCGCAGCGCGUGCCCAUCGCCCCCCUGUGCCACCAGCAGUGGAGCAGAGACCCCCCAGCCCUGAGCCCCCCCUGGGGCCUGGACCCCCAGCUGGGGCCCUGCUCUUCCUAUCUGGUUUUCUCCUGUCUUGCUCCCACCUCUUUACGUUUUUUUUUUUUUUUUCCCCAAAGUUAAAAGCAAUAUUCUGGGGACUCUGCAAGGCUGUAUCAUACCCAGUAUUCCUGCACACCGGUCAUCGGCAGUAAAUCACACUUGUAUUAAAGCAAACUGGAAGGGGGGGGUGUGGGGAGGGCAGGAGCGGCUGGGGGGUGCGGGCGGAGGGGCCGCGCUGUGGGAAGGAGCCUGUUGUAAGAAAAAAAAAAAAAAAAAAAAAGAGGAAAAAAAUUUGUAUAAAGACAUUAUUUUUGUACUACAUCAAAACUACUCCUGCAUGACGGCAAUAAAACUUCAUACCGAGA
Messenger RNA from Aquila chrysaetos chrysaetos, 3755 nucleotides. It is a transcript of the gene STK40, whose product is annotated as serine/threonine kinase 40. The transcript is spliced from 12 exons. The coding region runs from base 232 to 1539 and encodes 435 amino acids. Lineage: Eukaryota; Metazoa; Chordata; Aves; Accipitriformes; Accipitridae. Gene Ontology annotation, molecular function: protein kinase activity; ATP binding. Gene Ontology annotation, biological process: protein phosphorylation. The record is from RefSeq and is a predicted model, not a curated record.